This is a messenger RNA of Rhipicephalus microplus (southern cattle tick), 565 nucleotides long. RefSeq names its product histone H3. The record is from RefSeq and is a predicted model, not a curated record. Gene Ontology annotation, molecular function: structural constituent of chromatin; DNA binding; protein heterodimerization activity. Gene Ontology annotation, cellular component: nucleosome. NCBI's taxonomy places the organism in Eukaryota, Metazoa, Arthropoda, Arachnida, Ixodida, Ixodidae.
CGGUUAUUGGUCCCACCUACGACGCGCCACAGUACGCCAUGGCUCGCACCAAGCAGACAGCCCGGAAGUCUACUGGUGGGAAGGCACCCCGCAAGCAGCUCGCAACGAAGGCAGCUCGGAAGUCAGCGCCCGCCACUGGUGGCAUUAAGAAACCACAUCGCUACAGGCCUGGCACUGUGGCACUCCGUGAGAUUCGGCGGUACCAGAAGUCCACAGAGAUGCUCAUCCGCAAGCUGCCAUUCCAGCGGCUCGUUCGCGAAAUCGCCCAGGACUUCAAAACCGACUUGAGGUUUCAGAGCACCGCCGUGCAGGCUCUACAGGAGGCCGCCGAGGCGUACCUGGUUGGCCUUUUCGAGGACUGCAACUUGUGCGCGAUUCACGCCAAGCGCGUCACCAUAAUGCCCAAGGAUGUCCAACUUGCGCGACGCAUCCGCGGAGAACGAGCGUAGCCACUUCUUUAUAUGUGUGGGUGCUCAUCAUGUACAUAUUGAUUUUAGCUGCUGUCAUUGCAUCAUUCUUGACCGCUUUUUAGCUUCAUGCUGUCCAAUAAAUGUCCUCUCUUGUA